Molecule: messenger RNA, 1256 nt
Organism: Liolophura sinensis
Lineage: Eukaryota; Metazoa; Mollusca; Polyplacophora; Chitonida; Chitonidae
Product: transcription factor HES-1-B-like
Exons: 4
Coding region: 30-1256 (408 amino acids)
Biological process (GO): regulation of DNA-templated transcription
Molecular function (GO): DNA binding; protein dimerization activity
Source: RefSeq, a predicted model, not a curated record
UCUGUAUAAGUUUAAAACUGUCACUAAAAAUGGGCGACGAACCUUCGAGCCCAAGUGGUCAAGGCGGAUCCGACAGAAAAAUAACAAAGCCGUUGAUGGAGAAAAGACGUCGUGCUAGAAUCAACAGUUGUCUGACUGAAUUAAAAGCUCUCCUUCUAACGAACGCUGACGAGAAAGAGUCAGGUCGUUUUGCCAAGCUGGAAAAGGCAGAUAUUCUGGAACUAACGGUAAAAUACUUACGGACAAAACAACAGACCGCAAUCUGUGGUAACCAUACAGCUCUCUACAGAGCCGGCUUCAACAAAUGCAUGGAGGAGUUGUCCACAUUCCUGGGCGCUGAUGAUGAAAACUCGACUAAUUUACGACUCAAGCUCACCACUCACCUAGCCGAUAUCCUCUGCUCUAUGGAAAGAUUAAAGAAUGCAAGUUCAAAGGGCCACUCCGAGAGAUCAAACGUUUCACCGGGUCUGCAGGUGUCGAGCAGCAGUGAUGACGUCACGUCCGCUCCCAGUCUCAGCGAGCCUGCCGCUAUCUCGUCAUGUGUCCAGGCUACGGUCGGCAUAGAAGGUAAAUCCCCUGACGGGUCGACGGCCGAAUCGCCAGCAGCCCAGGGAUGCCAGCCGUGCCAGGUGAACAGAGCUUUACCUUUGGCUGUAAAUUCCAACGGCUCAUUAUUUCCAACGACUUUUGGCCAGGUAGAAAGUAGCGCUGCCAGCAUCCCGGCUUACACAACAAUCCCCCUGGUUCCCACCGUGCUAGCUCAGGGUCAGGUGCUACUUCUAGUUCCCAACACCACCAACAACAACAACAGCAAGAUUGGCUUUCAACUCCCAGCUUUGACAUCCAGCGCCUUGGGUAAUUUGUGUUCGCCACGAGAUAAGCAACCAAUCGUGCAGUCCGACUCGUCCAGAUUUACCAGCUUUAUCUGUCCCACGAGCUUUCCCAAGAACAGCCUGGUAUUCAACGAUAUUAACGAAUCUAAAUCCGUACCCCUGCAUAUCAUAAAACCAGAACCGGUAAUAGAGUCUGCCGAAUCAACUUGCGCUAGACAACUGUGCACAGAAUCUGUCAGAACUGGACAAGUCUUGAGCACUGCUAAUAUCGGGAAAACCGAUGCUAAAUCUGAGACAAAAGAGGAAAGAUGUCUCGUGUCACCGGCUGUUUCACAAUCAUGUGACACGAAAUGUACAGUACGAAAUAGCGACUCAGAUCACACAUCUUCAGAUCCUCAUGGGGCGAUGUGGCGCCCAUGGUGA